Molecule: messenger RNA, 3773 nt
Organism: Contarinia nasturtii (swede midge)
Lineage: Eukaryota; Metazoa; Arthropoda; Insecta; Diptera; Cecidomyiidae
Product: polyserase-2-like
Exons: 20
Coding region: 78-3773 (1231 amino acids)
Biological process (GO): proteolysis
Molecular function (GO): serine-type endopeptidase activity
Source: RefSeq, a predicted model, not a curated record
CACAAGCGACACACAACUUUUGUUGAGGGCAAUUAUUUGUUUUCGAAAGAAAAUCAGUUUCUAAGCAACUCUUAAAAAUGUUCAUUGCAAAAGUCUGUCUGUUGAUGUCAACAGUUUUGUUCGUCUCAGGCGCAUUUGUCGAUUUUGAACUACAAAAACCGCAAUUGGAUGGAAGAAUUGUUGGCGGAUUUGAAAUUGAUAUCACCCAAGUGCCAUGGCAAGCCUCACUUCAAACGCGUGGUCAACACUUUUGUGGUGCAUCUAUAAUUUCUGAAAAAUGGCUGUUGACUGCUGCCCAUUGUACUGCUGCUGUUCCCAACGCAAAAAAUAUUCUCGUCCGAAUUGGUAGCUCAUUGUACAGCAAGGGUGGUGAAAUACACAAAGUCAAGCGAAUUGUUCAACACGAAAAUUACAAUUCGAAAACAAUUGACUACGAUUUCUCUUUGCUUGAACUUCAAGAAAGCAUUGAAUUUAAUGAAUAUGCCAAAACAGUUGCAUUGCCAAACCAAGAAGAAGAAAAAUUAGCCGACAACACAAUGACGCUGGUGACAGGCUGGGGUGACACUCAUUCGUCUGAAUCAAGACUUAAACUUCGAGGCGCUGAAGUACCAAUUGUAAAUCAAGAAAAAUGCAUGAAGGCAUAUCAACGUUUCGGUGGUGUCACCCCACGUAUGAUCUGUGCUGGAUUCGACAAAGGAGGCAAAGACGCAUGUCAAGGAGACAGUGGAGGUCCACUUGUCGCUUUUGAUAAGUCCAACGAAAAUCCAAAGUUGGUUGGAGUUGUUAGCUGGGGUUAUGGUUGCGCUAAACCACACUAUCCAGGCGUUUACUCUCGCGUUACAGAAGCCCGUGAAUGGAUUAAUGAACAUACGAACGAAGAAGUAAAAUAUGUGUUCGAAAAUUUACGUGUUUACGUUAAUCGCAGUAUUAACAGUUCAAAUCGCCUCAGGCGACUGGUCUGGUCGAAUCGUUGGUGGUGUUCCUAUGUCCAUAAAAACAAUACCGUAUCAGUGGGUACAUCUUUCAACAAUCGCGGCGGUGAAAAAAUCAAUGCCUUGAAGAUUAUUAGGCAUCAAAACUACAGUCGGGAAAGUUUAGAUUAUGACAUUGCUGUAAUCGAAUUAGCGGACCGAUUAAAAUUAAGUAAUUCAAUUCAAGCGAUUGCAUUGCCAAAAGCGAAUGAAAGUUUUGCUGAUAAUUCAAUGUGUCUCGUAUCCGGGUGGGGAGACACACAACUACCCAGCGCAUUCCGAUUUCAAAGAAACGCUCUUAGAGCAGUAGAGGUUCCAAUCGUGAAUCAAGAAAAAUGUAACAAUGAUUACAAAAUGCUCGGUGGUAUCACCCCACGUAUGAUGUGCGCCGGGUACGACUUCGGCGGUUUCGAUGCGUGCGCAGGUGACUCAGGCGGUCCAUUAGCUUGCAUCGGACAAAAUAAAACUCCAAAACUAUGUGGAAUCGUGUCUUGGGGCUAUGAAUGCGCUGCACCUCAUUUUACAGGUGUCUACACUCGAGUACAAGUGCUUCUGGAUUGGAUAAAGGAAAAAACUGUGUAUCGGCCAAAACCUCAGCUCGAUGGAAGAAUCGUUGGAGGAUUUCCCAUGAAUAUCACCCAGGCACCUUAUCAGGUGUCAUUUCAAAUGUAUAGCAGACACAUUUGCGGUGGAUCAAUUAUUUCAUCAAAUUGGAUUGUAACGGCUGCCCACUGUGUCAGCCCUGACUCCUUCAAAGAUGACUUAUCUAUUUUUCAAAUCAGAGCUGGAUCAACUUCACGAAGUAACGAUGGUGAAUUGAUCAAUAUCAAGCGAAUAAUUCGGCAUGAAAAGUACGACAAUAAACUCACUGAUUUCGACUAUGCAUUGGUGGAACUUGUGGAACCGCUUCAACUUGAUGAAACCAAAAAAGUUGUCAAACUACAUAACUUUGAUGAAAUCUUCCCAGAAAAUACAACAUUGUUGGUGACAGGCUGGGGUGACACACAUAAUUUAAGCGAAUCUCGAUCACAAUUACGUGGAACCGAAGUUCCUCUGUUAAAUCAAAAAAUUUGCCAAAUUGCAUACAAUGAGGAAAUAUUAACACCGCGUAUGCUGUGUGCUGGAUUCGAGAAAGGAGGCAAAGACGCAUGUCAAGGAGACAGUGGUGGUCCACUUGUUGCAUUUAGUCAAGAUGACGGAGAGCCGAAAUUAGUUGGCAUUGUGAGCUGGGGUUAUGGAUGCGCAGAACCAGAGUAUCCAGGCGUUUACUCGCGAGUUCUGGCAGCACGAAAUUGGAUAUAUACACACACAGGAAUCUAUUUCCAGAAGUUUCUGUCCUCCUCAUAUUCAAAAUCAGAUGGAAAGAUAGUUGGGGGAUUUCCAAUUGAAAUUGAACAAGCUCCAUGGCAGGUAUCAUUGCAAAGACGCGGUACACAUAUUUGCGGUGGUUCGAUUAUAUCACCGAAUUGGAUUGCAACGGCUGGACAUUGUGUGAGCGGUGCAAUCAGUAAUUUUACAGCUCUCAAAAUCCGAGCUGGUUCCUCUUUCCAUGCCAAAGAUGGUGAAGUGCUAAAUAUCAAACAAAUAGUUCUACACGAAAAAUAUGAUAGAAAUGUCAUUGAUUUUGACUACGCAUUGAUUGAACUCCAAGAACCACUUCAACUCGAUAAAAGCAAAAAAGUGAUCGAACUACACAACUUUGAUGAAGUUUUUCCAGAUAAUACAACGACGCUUGUGACUGGUUGGGGAAACACUAAAAAUAACAGCGAAUCUAAUGAUCAACUUCGUGGAGCUGAAGUUCCGAUAGUUAACCAGAUUCAAUGUCAAAAUGCCUAUGAAAAUCGAAUUAGUGCUCGAAUGAUUUGCGCAGGUUUCUUGGAGCAAGGUGGUAGAGAUUCUUGCCAAGGAGACAGUGGUGGUCCACUUGUUGCAUUUAGUCAAGAUGACGGAGAGCCGAAAUUAGUUGGCAUUGUGAGCUGGGGACGUGGUUGUGCUGAACCAAAAUUCCCUGGUGUUUAUUCGCGAGUACUAGCUGCACGUGAUUGGAUAUAUACCCACAUGCAUCAGCCAAAACCUCAGCUCGAUGGUAGAAUUGUCGGUGGCUUUGCCAUUGGUAUAACACAAGCACCUUAUCAGGUGUCACUUCAAUACCGCGAGUCACAUUUAUGUGGAGGUUCAAUUAUUUCACCGACUUGGAUUGCAACGGCCGCACAUUGCACCGAGCGCAGAUCAGACAAUCUAUCUAUCCUUAAAAUCAGAGCCGGUUCAUCAUUCUACGGCAAAGAUGGUGAAUUGUUGGAUGUCAAGAGAGUUGUUCAGCAUGCAAAUUUCAGCAUGAAAACCGUUGAUUUCGACUAUUCAUUAAUUGAACUGGUGAAUCCAAUUCAACUUGACGAAACAAAACAAGUAAUUAAAUUACACAACUUUGAUGAAGUCUUCCCAGACAAUACAACAUCGUUUGUCAGCGGAUGGGGCAAUACUCACAACUCAAGCGAAUCACGUCUUCAACUUCGUGGAGCCGAAGUGCCUUUAGUGAAUCAAAAAAAGUGCCAUAUAGCAUACGCAAGAUACGGAGGAGUUUCACCUCGCAUGAUCUGCGCAGGAUUCUAUGAGAAUGGGGGCAAAGACGCCUGCCAAGGUGAUUCGGGAGGACCUCUUGUUGCUUUUAGUCAGGAUGGCGGAGAGCCGAGAUUAGUUGGUAUUGUAAGCUGGGGAGAAGGAUGCGCAAAGCCACUAUAUCCGGGUGUUUACUCGCGAGUUUUGGCAGCACGUGACUGGAUAUACACUCACACAGGAAUCUAA